UGUGCGACGAUCAGAAGCAGGCAGAAGGAGGCGAUCCACGGCAGGCUCCAUAGGCGGCAAGGCAAGGAUGGAUGAGCAAGAUGAUAAAAACACAAAGGCUGAGCUGAAACUUUGCGGUGACAUAGCUGUUAAGAGAAAGAAUUACCGUGGCGCGUCCGCAUUCUACAGCGAGGCAAUUGAGCUGGACCCUAGUGAUGCGACGCUGUACGCAAACAGGAGCCUUUGCUACCUGCAAAUGACUGAAGCAGGUAAGGCAUUGCGUGAUGCUAACACCUGCAUAAAACUGCGGCCCGAAUGGUUAAAAGGUUACUACAGGAAAGGAGCUGCUCUCAUGUCGUUCAAGGAGUACAAAGAAGCAUGUGACGCAUUCGAGGCCGGACUGAAACUGGACCCUGGAAACACCGAGAUGGAGAAAGUAUUCCAGGAGGCAGUUGAGGCGAUGAAAAAGGAUGACAUGGCCAAAAAAAGAGAAAAUGCUUCAAGCCAUCCAGCUAGAGAAAAACAGGCACGCAAAGGGCGUGGCCGCAACACCCGUUGAGCUGCUCCAACAACGUACGUAGGGGAUUGUACUAAGCCACAGCCAGCCACCGCUUGCAUCACUAUGGAUUUGACUGAAUUUCACACAAUAUUGAGGAAAUGUACACUGUAGCUGUGAGACUGUGAGAUUGCUUUUUCAAUUGCACCGUUUGCAAUGACCACUUCCAUUGCAACUUGGUCCAGUUUUAUCACCAAAACUGGCAGCUAUCUGUUAGCCUAGCUAUCACCGAUAUUAGCAGCUAUCUGUCAUCCUA
Molecule: messenger RNA, 791 nt
Organism: Triticum dicoccoides
Lineage: Eukaryota; Viridiplantae; Streptophyta; Magnoliopsida; Poales; Poaceae
Product: protein STIP1 homolog
Exons: 5
Coding region: 68-538 (156 amino acids)
Molecular function (GO): Hsp90 protein binding
Source: RefSeq, a predicted model, not a curated record